AUGUCAGGUGCAGCACAGGCUGCAGAGGCUGCACCCGUAGGACCGCCUAUGGGAGAGAUUUCGGCCCGGGAAAAUAAAAAACUUGCGGAUAAGUACAUAAGGAACGAUAACCAACACUCGCUAUCUCGGGGCCAUUACGCAGCCAAAGCUGAUUUCUUCUUUGAUUUCGAACAGAUUUCAACGUUUUACUAUGCGAACGUAGCCUCACAGUGGCAGAUAUUCAACGGCGACAUGUGGGCCGAUCUGGAGCAGUCGACCAGGUCAAAGUUGAGCAAAGAAAACGGCACGUCCACACAUGUGAUCGUCACCGGCACGUACGACACAUGCACGCUGGCCGACGUGGACAACGUCCAACAACCACUGUACCUUGACCUGCCUGGUGCCAUACGCGUGCCGCGGCUGUUCUACUGGAAGCUGCGUACUACGAUGUGGACGCGGCGGACGGCAUCGUGUACAUCGGCCUCAACAACCCGUACAAGGAGAUCGACGACAGCGUGUACAUAUGUCCGAACAUAUGCCCGGACGGUUACCAUGGUCGCGGUUACCAGGGCCGCGAUCACCGAAACGAUAAGGCAGAGACCGAACCCGGCCGCGGUCACCGGAACGAUCCCGAACCGGACGCCAACGACGGACUCGUCUACUGCAACUGCUGUACCAAAAAGUCGUACGAAGAGGUUUACGGCGAGCUGGACCCAAUCGUGUACAGACAGCUGA
Molecule: messenger RNA, 714 nt
Organism: Acyrthosiphon pisum (pea aphid)
Lineage: Eukaryota; Metazoa; Arthropoda; Insecta; Hemiptera; Aphididae
Exons: 3
Coding region: 1-714 (237 amino acids)
Biological process (GO): apoptotic DNA fragmentation
Cellular component (GO): nucleus; mitochondrial inner membrane
Molecular function (GO): metal ion binding; nucleic acid binding; RNA endonuclease activity
Source: RefSeq, a predicted model, not a curated record